Lathyrus oleraceus (garden pea) is the source of this 2233-nucleotide messenger RNA. Its product is annotated as protein EARLY FLOWERING 3. Lineage: Eukaryota; Viridiplantae; Streptophyta; Magnoliopsida; Fabales; Fabaceae. The transcript has 4 exons. Bases 106 to 2082 code for a protein of 658 amino acids. Gene Ontology annotation, biological process: regulation of photoperiodism, flowering. The record is from RefSeq and is a predicted model, not a curated record.
AGCGUAAACCAUUUCAGUCAGAACCACACCAGAGAGGAAUCAUACAGUCAGAACCAUAGAAAUUUUGUUUCCCCGUUCGUUUAACUGUUUAUAGCAAGAAGAGGAAUGAGCAGAGGGAAGGGUGAUGCCGAGAAGGUGGGACCCAUGUUCCCAAGACUCCAUGUCAAUGACACGGCAGAGAAAGGAGGACCAAGAGCACCACCGAGGAAUAAGAUGGCACUCUAUGAACAAUUUAGUGUCCCCUUUCAAAGAUUCAACCCUAAUUCAAAUUCAAAUUCUUCUAAUUCACUUCCUCUAACACCUUCCUCAAAUUUGGGAAAUGACCCUGAGAGAAGUUACAUUUCUCACCAAUCUAAUGGAGCAAACACGCACACUUUGUCAGCACAACUUGAACAUAGAAAAAAAGUAGAUGGAGAUGAUAGUCGUGCAUAUGAUCACUCAAGGAUUGGUCAAUCUAAUGAUAAAACAAUGAAGAGUUUCAAUGGGGAAAUUAUCACUCCUACGGGCUCCAGGAAUUUUGGCUGUUUAGUAUCCGGGAAAAAUGACAGUGACAAAGAUCAAACACAGUUUGGCUCCCUGCUCGUCGAAAUGAGAAAAGAUGUGAGAAAUAAGGGUGAAGUGCAUCUGCAAGAAAGCCUUAGUAGACAGAAAACAGUAAUGUCUGUCGAAAGCAUAUUGACAGGAGAAAUUAUUGACAGUUCGGUGAGGCAAGCCGAGAAGAUUUCAGAUGAAGAGGAUCAGAAUGAUGCUUGCUUACAGCAGGAAUCCAAUGAUAUUGAACAUGGUGGAAGUCUCGUUGACUCCGCGAUGGAUAUGGAUAAUAGAAACAGCCUUGUAUUAAGAGGCUGCUUUCGUUCUACAGUGAACCAAAUCAGUGUACCUGAAGCUGCCGAUCAUACCGAGUAUCAUGAUACCAACAUUGACAGCCCAAUAGAAAAUGGAAGCUCAGAAGGAAGUGAUGAUCUUUCCAAGAAUUCCACUCUAGAAAAUAUGCCAAGCCCGAGACUUUCUCCUGAUGGUGUCGCAGAGAUAUUAGGUCAGCAACUUUUUUGGAAAGCAAGACGAAAAAUUACCAAUCAACAGAGAAUGUAUGCGGUCCAAGUGUUUGAAUUGCACAGACUGAUAAAGGUUCAACAUCUGAUUGCUGAAUCAUCAAAUCUUUUGCCCGAUACUGCUGCUGUUUUGGGAAAACCUCUUCUGCAGGGAUCUAAUUCUAAAAGCCUUUCAUUUGAAGAAGUUGUUGAACCUCAGGCACAAAAUCAUAAACAGCAAGACCAUUCUGAAAACCAAAACCAUAAAUUGGAUUAUUCUACUGAAAAUGGAGUUGGGAAAACAUCCUUAUCAUCCCAAAAAUCAAACCAGGCAAAUGCUGGUUCACAGUGUUUUAAUCAAUCACCUGGACAUCAGUGGUUAAUUCCUGUUAUGUCUCCUUCCGAGGGGCUUAUCUACAAGCCAUAUCCUGGUCCUGGAUUUCCUGGAGCUGUAUACGGAGGAUAUGAACCGUUUGGACACAGUCCUCCAGAUGGUACAUUCAUGAAUCCUGCCUAUGGAGUUCCAAAUUUUCAUCAAGCGAUUGCAAUGUCACCAUUCAUUCCUCCAAGCAGUUAUGCCUACUUCCCUCCUCAGGGCGUUCCAGCAAUGAAUCAAUCAGCAUCAGGGUCAGUUGCUGAACAGGUAAACCAGUUUGUGGCACAAGGUUCUGGUGAUCGAAACGGUAAUUCAUCUUUAGUUGGAGCCGAUUUUGACACUCAUAAUCAAAGCUCAUGUAAUUUUUCUAAUCAGAAAAGUGGAGCCGUAUUACAUGUCACAAAAUCUAGGCCAUCUAGGGAAAGAGAGCUCGCAAGUAGUCCUAAUGAAAAGGCACAGGGAAUAAGAAUAGAGAAAUCUUCUGAAGGAAGAGACGCACUUCUGUCUUCCUUUACAGUUCCAUUAGCAUCAGAUGAAGUCUUUCAAUCGCUUGAAACAAGACAAAAACCGCAGGUAAUCAGAGUUGUGCCACAUAACCCACGGUCUGCAACGGUAUCAGCUGCUAGAAUUUUUCAGUCGAUCCAAGAAGAGAGAAAACAGUAUGAUCUAUUCUAGUGUUGUUUAUGGAUGUGUAACCUUUGAGUUGAGUUUAUUUAAUGGAUCAAGUUUCUGUAUUACUUUUGUUGUCAUGUAUUAUAAGUUUAUGACUCCAAAUCAAAAUAUACUUUAGUUAACAUCUAUAAAAAAAAAUCAACAAAGACCUACA